UUAAGGAUCUGUCAAGAUACGCCCUUAACUAGUGUGUAUUCGGCGUUCGGGUAAAGCGCACGACGUAACACCCAGCGCUUCUCAAACUGCGAUGUUUAUUCUCCCACAAACAAAAAUCGAACUCUCAUGGAUACGGUGCUAAAAGUUGUCGUAAACACGGACGAAUAGUGUGGUCGGUUAGUUUUAAUGUUUUUUAAAUUUUUGUGUGCGUUUUUAAAACUAUUCGACUUAUAUCAAUAAGUUUUGGGAUUCACGCGUUGUGUCAUACGAAGUGGUCGUGUUGUGUGCCGGAUGAUGGACGAGGAAAGUUUAUCUCAGUUCACGAUUUGGACCAUACCAACGUUAGGGCGGCGAAUUCGACUCAAUCGAAGAUCGAUAGCGUACAGUGUGAAUAGUUAAACCCUCAGUAAUAUUAGAUGUUAAAAAGCUAAUGUUAGUGAGAGACUAAGCGCGAUGCGCCCCGUGUGGUAUACGCAACGGACACUGCUGGCGUUCCUUAUGAUCGCUGUUUCCACUUCGCCGUCGGCCACUCAGAGUACUAUACUUGCAGGCAGUCCGUUAUCGUCAGUCACGGGGACAGUGACGCGCGUGUCGUCCGUCGUGGGCGGCGAGGCGGACCUGUCCUGUGACUCGCGCCCACCACAGCGCAAUGACAGCCUGUUGCUCGUCGUGUGGUACAGGGACGACAACCCAGUGUACAGUUAUGACACACGUGUGCCAGGACCUACGGGCCACUGGUCGGACGACAUGUUCGGGGAUCGCGCGCGGUGGUUCGGCCAGCCCACGUCAGCGCUGCGGGUCCGAGACGUGCAGGCGCGCGACCGGGCCAUUUACAGAUGUCGCGUCGACUUCCAAGUGUCGCCGACUAGGAACUACCGCAUUGCGCUCGAUGUUAUUGAGCUGCCCUCGAAGCCGGUGAUCUUCGACGAGUUCGGCAAAGAAAUAUCCGGAACCGCCGGCCCUUACAACGAGGGGGGCGACUUCAAACUUAUUUGCUCCGUUAACGGGGGAAACCCCACACCUCGCGUGCAGUGGCUACAAGGCGACACAGUGCUCUCAACACUGGGCGCGAGCGAGCUGCAGCCUGCGGGCAGCAGCAGGUCAUUGACCCUAACCAUCUCCAACGCGACGAGAGCGCACUUGUCCUCCGUGUACACUUGCACAGCGGACAACACGCCGUUGUCGCCCCCACUACGUGCGACAGUACGAGUGGAUUUAUACUUGAGGCCGCUCUCCGUCGAGAUCCUGUCAAGGGAGCAGCCGCUAUCUGUGGGAAGACAGGCGGAGCUUUGGUGCAAGUCGACCGGCGCGCGACCGCCCGCCAUAGUCACGUGGUGGCUCGGUGGUAAAAAGCUGGACUCCAUUACUAAACAACAGGACUUGGAAGACCGCAAUGAGACUCAGUCGCUUCUGCAGUGGACGCCAUUAAAGGAGCACAACGGAAAGGUGCUCACUUGCCGGGCAGAGCACUCGAAGUUCAACACGACAACGAUAGAGAGCAAAUUACCGCUCAAUAUUUAUUACGUUCCCGUUGCCACAAUGCAUCUUGGAGCUAAAAUGAACCCGAACGAUAUCGAAGAAGGCGACGAUGUGUACUUCGGAUGCGAAGUCGACGCAAACCCGCCCGCGUACAAAGUGGUGUGGGAACACAACGGAGUCCUACUCCAGCACAACCCAUCAAACGGAGUGAUCCUCACUGGGAACACCAACCUCGCCCUCCGCAACGUGUCUCGGCUCCAGGCCGGUGCCUACACGUGCACGGCGUCCAACGUCGAGGGAGACGGCAAGUCGCCUCCCCUGCGGAUGCAAGUUGUUUAUAGGCCAAUAUGUCGGAAAAGAGAGAUAAAGAUGAUCGGCGCAGCGCUUCAAGAGCCAUCAAGGGUGGAAUGCGAUGUCGACGCUUUUCCACCGCCGGACACCUUCGAGUGGACACUCAACAGCUCGGCCGGGCCCAUCAAGGUUAACCCGGAUCGAUUCACGGUGGAUGCUAAAAUAGGAAAAUCGGUGCUAACAUACAUCCCAGUGUCAGACAUUGACUACGGGACCCUGUUGUGUCGCGCGACCAACCUCGCUGGCCACCAGAUAUCGCCGUGCGUGUACACACUGCUCCCGGCGACCAGGCCUGACCCGCCAUCCAACUGCUCGGUGUACAACCUUACUGACGACUCGUUGGAUUUGACGUGUCUCGCAGGUUACGAGGGCGGCCUCCAAUGUACAUACGUAGCAGAAGUUUGGGCCAACGAGGGUUUGGUGACGAAUUCAACGAACAAAGCGACAGUUUGGAACCUGAGGAGACUUGGUGCUAAAAGGCAUCUCAAGUUGGUGGUUUACGCCGCCAAUGCUCGGGGGAGAUCCGAACACGUCUCAUUCACAGUUGAAACUGCGCCAAGAUUGGCGCCAAGAACUGAAGCGCAAGAAGCGUGGGAAGUGAACUGGGCAGUCGGCGGUGUCCUCGGUGCAGCUCUGACUGUCGCCAUCAUUCUGUGCCUGGCGCUGAUCGCGACGAGGUUGCGGCCUAGGUCUAGGGAUUAUGAAGUGACGAUGCAAUCAACGAAGAACCAGAAGGCGGCGUUGCAGAAGCGAUGUUCUCCUGACGACCGCAACCCAGACCUUAUUCCUCUUAGUAAAGGUAUAGAUUGUCCACCUGAUCCGCCGCAGUACUCUACGGUGGUGGCCAAGUCGGAAGCCAAGAACUCCGUCAGCUCUCACAGUUUGGCGCGGACACAAUCUCCGACUUCGCCUGUCUCAUCCAACACGCAACACGAAUUAUCGGGUGACCGCAGCGGCGUAAAUGGAACUCUGAGGUCGCAUCGAGAGGUCGUGACCACUCGAACCCCGCUGUUGGCAGCGCAUCAAGAAAGUUGUGUGUAACGAACCUAGUGGCAAUAAGGUUUAAUUUGCGUUGCGACUAUAAAAAUCUGACUGUUAUUUUGGUAUGAAACAAAUAGUUUGUGUGGCCUUAGUAUAUAUACAAGCAAAAACUAUAACCUUAUUGCAUUCCAUAUUGGCCUAUAGGUAUAGGUACUCUAAAUAGGUUGAGUAAAAUUUACUCCUCCUCCUUUUACUCCUAAGUUAAUAGACUUCCGUUUUGUUUCAUAUCACUAUCACAUAUUACAGAUUAACGAAUGGCUUGUUACGGAAUGAGAUCUGAUCAUAGUUGUGCCCUAAUUUAGUUAAAAAGGAGAAGAGUAUCUUCUCUUACCAAUAUGAUAUUUGAAGUACUAUAUGAAAGUUACCAUUUAUUAAAAAAUAAAUGAUUUAUUAAUAAUUGUUUGAUCUUACAAAAGGCGUUGAUAUGUUAUAAUAGAUCAAUUAUAUACACGGUAAAUAGAAAAGGACCCAAAAUUGAUCCCUGUAAGAUACCUAUUAAAUGUCUUCUAUGCAUACCUUUUGUACUCUUGUCAUUGACAAAGCUUAUUAACAACGUUAUUUAAAUACUUCUCCAGAGACAAAACAAUCAUAUCCGUAUUUUUUUAAUAUUCAGAGUAAAAAAUCUAUAAUUCUUACUUCAUUUUGAAAUUUAUCUGUUUCUUUUAAAGACCUUUUUCUCUUUUUCCUAUAGUUAUAUGCCUUUUUUAUGUUCUAUCAAUUCUAAUAAAAUGUACUUUGAAAGUUAGUUUGUAUUGUUAAUAAAAUAACGUAGGAUGUUUAAAGUCGCAACAUAGAAAUUAAACACUAGAUAUUGAAAAUUAGUUAUAAAUACUGUAAAUCAAAAUAAAAUGUAAAUUCAUAAAGAUAUCACGGCUAAAAGUCGACUAAAUAAGAAUUUUUACAAUAUACUAGAAAUAAAGUUUAUUUUAAGUCUACUUUAGCUUAUCAUAUUGUUUAACGGUUGAAUUACAUCAAACAAUUUUAAAUCUAUAUCAAAUUCUCUUUUCGGAUAUUGUAACUUUGACCAAUUUAUAUGUACCGCUAGAUUAUGUCAACGAAUUCAAUGGUGUACAAGUAUAGGUAUAGUAUAUUACCUUUCUUGGACAUAAAAUUACUCUAAAUUAUAUCUGUCUAUUAUAAACUGGCAUAUAUAAUAAGAAUAGCUAACAAAUUAACAGACACUGUUGAAUUCAUUGCUAUUAUUGAUUUGAUCUAUUUUCUGAAAGGUGGCGCUGAAAGCCAUUAGCUGUUAAAAAGAACACAAUCUAUUGUGAAGGACAAACUAGUUAUUAUUAUUAAUUUACGUUACAUUAAUUUUCUUUAAGUUAUUUGUUACUACAUUAUCUCUCAGUGCACUAUUUCAGUUUAUUUGCAUUGUUUGUGUGUCUAUAUAUUUUACUGUAAGAAGAAAAUGUCAAACAUAAAUGAUAUUAAGCGUGGCUAAUGAUAACACGCUGAAAGAAUUGCAGUCUACGUCUUGAUCAACUAGGUUAUUUUAAUUCAUUUCCAAUUAUUAACCGAAAAAAUGUAACUAUAAUUUCUAAUUAUGCGCCUAAAAGCGUAUUAUUAUAAUUAAAAUAUGACACGUUUUUAGACACUUGACAACGUUUUAGAGUAAAGCUAUGACUGAUAAGUAAUGAUGUGUAAAUAAAUCUAUACUAUUAGUUUAAAUUACGUGUUUAAGAGGAUCUUUAUUCAAAUAUAAUAUUAAUUGUAAAUUAGGCCAUUGAACAGAUUUAACGAAUUUUGUAAAUAAAUAGAUAACUGAUCAUCAUCUCAGACAUCAAAUUAAUGAAUUUUUAAAUUUUACUAAAAAUAUUUAGACAAUCAAUUAUUUACUUUAUAAGCAAAAUAUUUCAUCUCUAAUCUGUAUGUAUUUAAUAUUAUACGUUUUUCAUCUAUAUACAUAACAUAUUGUUAUAACAAUAAAUUAUGUUUCUGUCAAUUUUAUCCAUAAUAAUCUGUGUCCAUUGAAUGAAAGCUAAUAGAUUCUGUUUAGUUACAUAUUUUACAAUAACUAAAAAUGUGAAGUCAAAUAAUAGUUUAAUGAUGUAUUAAAUGUACAAAAUGAAUUACUACUAAGUUAAUUGUAAAAUGCAUGUCAAUAAGUAAAUAAAUUAUAAUUAUUAUAAAAAUAAUUGUUAAAUUAUAUUUAUUGUAAUAAAAUAAUCGAAAAUUUCGUUAAAAAUUUUAUUACGAAGUAAAAAGCAGUUGUAUUAGUAAACUAAAAUACCUAUUUAUUAUGAAAAACGAAAUUAACAAAAUUUUAAAAUGAGCACUAACAUUUUGUUUCGUUUGUUAGUGUAAGAAUACAAUUUAAAUGAAAGAGCUAUAUAAAAUGUAAUUUGAAAGAACAAAAGCAAAGUAAAACUUUUGAUUUGUAUGACAUUUGGAUUUGGCUACCCGCUAACAUAGACGUUCCUUAUUACUUGCUUGAAAGUUUAAACAGACAACCGAGUUUAAUGUCACUGAAUCAUUAUUAUUAGUACUGCAACUUCCUGAGAAACUACAGAAUUAGGAAAUACUAUCGCAAAUUGUCGCAACAAUUUGACGUUUGCCUUAUUAACUUUCUUCUUGCUACUUCAGAUUCAACCAAGCACUUAAAUCGUUUAUAUUUAGAAACAGAACUGUGCUAAAGUUAUGGUCUUAAUUCUUAUACCGAUAGAUACAAAUGAUUGACUUGAUUUUCCUUUACUGUAUGUAAAUACAUGUAUAUGCAUACUAGAAAUUUACCGAAUUCAUUUACUGCGUCUUUUAUCAAUGAAGCUUACGCAAUAUCUCUUACUUAUUUCAUUGACGAGCUUUCAUACAGUUGUGUGUACGCCGUACGGUCAAAUCACAGCAUGCGUGCUUGUAUAUCGAUGUAUUGCGUGAUUUCUAACGUAUGAGUUUACUUUGGAUCUCAUACGUCUAGCGUAGACUGUUAUUCGUCUGCUAGCUUUUCUGAAAUGCAAAAAUAUAGGUUUUACCAGGCGGUAGCCGUGUACCAAGCACAAUAGAACAUUGACUUAUACUACUAGAACUACAUCUACAGAACAGUUUCCCACGGUCCAUACCUAAACUAACUUGGAACGAUGGAAUUAUUGGAACGAUGGAACCUAUACCAUUCAGUGUCAGUGAUCGGUGCAUAACGUAAUGGUAUUACCAAAAUAAUGUUGACUUUAAUUUAGGAAAUUCUUUUCGGCAAAAUAAAUUGUCAACAAUUACUACACAUAUUACAGUUUAGGCAAAAAGGAAAAGAAAAUAUUGUAUUACUCUAGACACAUUUAAAAAUUUGGUUGUAUUCACUUCCAUAGCAAUUAAACUAAAUGAAUUGCUCAUUGUAAGUUUAAAUGAAUUUAUGAAUGUAUGAAUGCACUAAUAAUAUAAAAUUGUGAAAAGAAUAAAAUUGUGAAAUGUUUUAAAUAUACGAACAGCAUUUUUUUAUAUGUCUUCAUUAAAGUGACUCAAAUUUA
Bicyclus anynana (squinting bush brown) is the source of this 6326-nucleotide messenger RNA. Its product is annotated as nephrin-like. NCBI's taxonomy places the organism in Eukaryota, Metazoa, Arthropoda, Insecta, Lepidoptera, Nymphalidae. The transcript has 17 exons. Gene Ontology annotation, molecular function: protein binding. The record is from RefSeq and is a predicted model, not a curated record. The coding region runs from base 454 to 2871 and encodes 805 amino acids.